CCACAAACCCUACAUUAAAUGUCAUCACGAAGGUCAUCAUCACGAACACAUCAACCACAUGUUCAAGAACCUGCAUUAACUCCUUCUGAAGUUUCAAGUGAAGUUUUUGAAUCAACUGAUGAUGAUUUCUCCUUUUUAGUUUUGUAAUACCUUAUAUGUAAAAGGGCUACAAAUAUAGAUCGAAAUUAUUUAUUAGAAAAAAUGAUAUGAAAGAAAAGGGAUGUAUGUGAAAUUUUGUUGCAUGUAGGUGAAGCCAAAGGGGAAUAGAGUGUUGUAGUACUAGUUCAUCUGAAUCUAAUGCUUUUGACAUAAAGCAUAAAUUUAUGUAUAAACCUUCUUUAUUGUUCAAAUAAUAGAUCUAAUCUAGUAAUUUUAAACUA
This is a messenger RNA of Capsicum annuum, 380 nucleotides long. Its product is annotated as lysine-rich arabinogalactan protein 19-like. NCBI's taxonomy places the organism in Eukaryota, Viridiplantae, Streptophyta, Magnoliopsida, Solanales, Solanaceae. The record is from RefSeq and is a predicted model, not a curated record.